Messenger RNA from Drosophila grimshawi, 3444 nucleotides. RefSeq names its product DNA replication ATP-dependent helicase/nuclease DNA2 (gene Dna2). NCBI's taxonomy places the organism in Eukaryota, Metazoa, Arthropoda, Insecta, Diptera, Drosophilidae. Gene Ontology annotation, molecular function: 5'-flap endonuclease activity; single-stranded DNA helicase activity. Gene Ontology annotation, cellular component: cytoplasm. Gene Ontology annotation, biological process: replication fork reversal. The transcript has 3 exons. Bases 31 to 3363 code for a protein of 1110 amino acids. The record is from RefSeq and is a predicted model, not a curated record.
AUUUGAGAAUAUUGGUAAAAGCAAACAGCUAUGAAUGCGGCUAAGCGAGUGCUAUCGCCCAGCAAGGUCGAAAAUCUGCCGGCACAAGGCAAAAGGUACAAAAAGCAAAUCGAUCUCGAUACUCAAACGCCGCCGCAGCCCCAAGAACAGGAAAAUUAUGAUUUUCUGCUGGACGACGACGAGGAUUUCGAUGUGAGUGCCUUGGAUGCAGCUGUGAGCGCAAAUCCUCGCCUAGAGCUGAGCGGCUGGCAACGCUGUGUGGUGCGCCAUGUGGAGCGUUUGCCCAAAACGCAUGAUUUGCUCCUGGAACUGAGCGGCGAGGAGGAGGAAGCUGGAAAAGCUGUUUGCCAUUUGCAGGCACCCUGGAACCAGACACCCAUCCAGACUGGUGAUCUGCUCUCGCUACAGGCGCACUGGCAACCCACACUGGCUGCCUAUGCGAUCAACAAGGAGCAUGGCUAUUGUGUGAUACAUCCGGAUCUUUUGAUUUCCAGCACUUCAGUCACCGGCUCUCUUUUCUGCCGGCGCAAAGCGGUGCUGCAGGAUCGUUUUCGCGGCGUGGACUCGGCUAAUGCGGUCAUGAUCAUAGGCACCCUGGUGCAUGAGCUGCUGCAAACGGUGCUCGCACAGCGAUUGCGUCGCAAGCCACAGAUUGAGGAUGCACUGCAGGGAAUGCUGCACAGCGCUCAGCUCGCUCAGCAGUUGUAUGCCGCACAGCUGAGUCGUGCCGAGAUCGAGCUGCAAUUGCAUAAAUUUGUGGAACCUAUUGUUGCCUUUAUUGCACAGUAUUUGGAGGGUGAAUCUCCAGCCGUACAGCUGCCGGAAACGUUCGCUGGUCGCAUUGAACAGAUACAGGAUAUUGAGGAGAAUCUGUGGGUGCCGCAAAUGGGACUCAAGGGCAAAGUGGAUGUGUCCGUACGUGUGCGCAACAAGAAGCAUCCAAUUCCGCUUGAGUUGAAAACAGGACGCGCCAGCUUCUCUAUGGAGCACAAGGGCCAAUUGUUGCUGUAUCAGUUGAUGCACUCGGCGCUUGGCCAGGAGACGAGAAGCGGCCUGCUGCUCUAUCUGCGUGAGGGCAUCAUGCGUGAGGUGCGCGAGGGUCGCAACGAGCAGCGUGAUCUCAUCCUGCUGCGCAACGAACUGGCGCAUUAUCUAACACGCGACGCUCAGCUGCCAGCGACUGGACAAGAAUCGGUGUCACUUUCGCUGCCCGAGCAGCCCGGCAAACUGCUGCAGCCGUUUGAACUGCCUGAACCCAUCUCACAUCACAGUGCGUGCGGCAAUUGUGCCUAUGCCACACUCUGUUGCAGCUUUGCCAGCACCGAUCCUCAGCUGGAGCUAAGUGAAUCGCAUCCGUUGCGCCGCCUAAUGCCGCAAGUCUUAUCGCAUCUUGGCCAGCCAGAUAAUGAGUAUGUGCUGCACUGGUGCGGCCUUCUAGCUCUCGAGGAGCAACAGGCGCGUCAGUCGCAUCAGCUGCGUUCGCUUUGGACUGAAACGCCUGCGAGGCGCCAGCAGCAGGGACGCGCCAUUCAUCAGCUGGAGCUGCCCACGGGGCAUAAGGCCCGCUUCCAGGAUGGACGCUUCGAGCACAAGUUGGUGCUAUCAGCACAGGCAGAUAAGGAUUUCAAUCUAAAUCUCAGCGGCUUUGAGCUGGGAGAAUAUGUAACCGUUAGCUGCACUUCACGUCUGGCCAUUGCCGCUGGCUACAUAACGAGAUUGGAGACGCGCAGCUUGUGCGUGCAGCUGGAGCGUGAUCUUGGCCAGCGUUAUACAGACGAGAGCUUCAUUGUGGACAAGCAUGAGUCGCAAAGCUUUGCCAGCUUUAAUUACACUAAUCUGGCGCUGCUGCUAGAGGCCAGUGAAAAAUCCGCUGAGUUGCGUUCCAUCGUGGUGGCAAGGACACCGCCAAAGCAGCACAAAGUUGUGCCACGCAUUAUUGGAAGCAAGGGCGGACCCAUGCUGCGUCCGCUGAACAAGGUGCAACAGCUGGCCGCUUUGAGAGCGCUCACCACGAGCACACAUCUCUUGAUUAAGGGUCUGCCGGGAACAGGCAAAACCCAAACACUGGUGGCCAUUGUGCGACUGCUGCAUUUGAUGGAGCGCAGUGUUUUAAUCACAGCGCAAACGCAUUCUGCUGUGGAUAAUCUGCUGUUGCGACUGCUGCCACAUAAUCUACCUAUGCUGCGACUGGGCAACAGUGCACGGAUUCAUCCGCAGUUGCUGGCAAUUAGCGAGGCCGAGCUUACCUCCAAUUGCGAAACGGUGGACCAAUUAACGCAAGUCCUGCACAAGCCGAGCAUUGUGGGCGUUACGUGUCUGGGCGCCGGACACGCUCUCUUCCAGCAGCGUCACUUUGACUAUUGCAUUGUGGACGAGGCGACACAAGUGCUGCAGCCGACAGUGUUGCGUGCGCUGAGUCACUGCACCCGCUUCAUACUCGUCGGCGAUCCGGAGCAGUUGCCACCGCUGGUGCGCAGUCGUGAGGCACGUCAGCGUGGCGCCGAUGAGACACUGUUCCAGCGUCUCGACUGUGAGGAGGCGACGGCGGUGCUAACACUCCAGUAUCGCAUGAAUCGCAGCAUCACUCGACUGGCCAAUGAGUUGACCUACGGCCAGGCGCUGCAGUGUGCCAGCAAGCAGGUGGAGAAUGCCAGGCUGCAAUUGGAACUGAUUAGCAAUAGCAAUAGCGCCUGGGUGCAGCGUGCGCUGCAAACACAUCUGGAGCAGGCUGUGCUGCUGCUGGACACUUCGGAUUGCUCACAGCGCUGCCUAGACUAUGCUGCAGCCAGCAAGCAGUUGGGCCAGACCGGCGACUCCAUUGAACAGCACUACGGUGAGGAUCGAAUAGUGCCGACCACUGCUCGCUCGCGUCGUCCGCCCAAAUAUACCAACUAUUGUGAGGCGGCGAUUGUUAUGCAUCUGCUGCAUCAAUUACUCGCUGCUGGCUAUGAUGCAAGACGCAUUGGCGUCAUUGCACCAUAUCGCGCUCAAGUGGAGCUGUUGCGCCAGCUGGGCAAAGAUCUAAACGGUGUCGAGUUCAACACGGUUGAUCAGUAUCAGGGUCGUGAUAAGAAUCUAAUCAUCUACAGCUGCACAAAAACGGGCAGCUCAACCGACUCCGCGGAACGGUCACGUGAGGCCGAAAUCCUCGAGGAUCAGCGUCGUCUCACGGUUGCCAUUACGCGUGCCAAGCACAAGCUAAUUCUUCUAGGCGAUGUCAGCUGCUUGCAACGCUACACGCCAUUCCAGCGCCUCUUCAAACAUAUUCCCGAUCGCUGUCGCUUGCAUUUGGCCGACGGUCGCAUGGGUUUUAGCUGGCAGACGCUGCUCGAUGAGCUCAACCAUGCUAAGAGAGGCGACUAAGUGAAAGAAGACAACUUUUUGGCUUGCCUCAUUAUCCCACUUUCAAAUAUAUGCAUGUUUUUAUUUAUAAUUUAUAAUGAU